AUGUGGACUGGCUCGAUGAUGCGGAAAUGGACUUGUUGGAUGGAACCCUUAUGCGCGGCUAAGGACGAGGACAAAUGCGUAUACUUCGAUGCGAAGUACACGCACAGCCGUCCGAGUAAGGAUGUGCCACAGCAAGUCGGGUCUGGAGAUUGUGGCGUGUUUGUCCUGAAGUACCUCGAGUGUCUGGCAGUCGGAUAUGCCGCAUUUCCGAAGACGUUGUGCCAGAAAAACAUCAGCAUGUUUAGGGAGCAGAUUGCGUCUGAUCUGUUUAGUGAGAUCAACUGCCGUGGACCGGUCGAGGACCCAGAUGAUUGGGCCAAUGUUGAUUUGUAUGACGAGAGAUUAUGA
Microthlaspi erraticum is the source of this 348-nucleotide messenger RNA. NCBI's taxonomy places the organism in Eukaryota, Viridiplantae, Streptophyta, Magnoliopsida, Brassicales, Brassicaceae. The record is from the annotation of a GenBank genome assembly.